This is a messenger RNA of Lingula anatina, 3262 nucleotides long. Its product is annotated as F-box/WD repeat-containing protein 8. Gene Ontology annotation, molecular function: protein binding. The record is from RefSeq and is a predicted model, not a curated record. NCBI's taxonomy places the organism in Eukaryota, Metazoa, Brachiopoda, Lingulata, Lingulida, Lingulidae.
CAUUUCUAAACCCUUCCAUCUGGAAAGGAUUACAGGACACAGUAUGCAGCUGGCAUCAACAGCAAUCCCGAUGUUGGCCCAUCUUGGAAGAGCAGAACUCUUUUAUCAAAGAAGAACAAUAACAGACGUCUUGAAUGAUAACUCCAGAAAGUGUUAUGUUUGUUUACUAUUAAAAUUAGUUGUUCUGUGUUUUUGGACUGCUGUAAUGAUGGGAGAUCCAACAAGCCUAAAAGUAUUCCGAGAGUCGUGGAAAAGAGAGAUAGAAAAGAAGGUUGAGCUUCACAAUCAAGUGUCGGAAUCGAAGGAUUCUACUGUUAAAAUCCCAGUCCCAGGUAGUGGGUGUAGUGCCUUAUGUAAAAAUUCGAGUGAGAGAGGUAUAUCCUCUUUGCAUUGUGUUGGUUCUUGUAAUGAAAGGUCAGAAUUGAGAGGACUGAGACGGUCACUUGGACUCCGUGAUUCACGAAAUAACCCAUUGGCUAAUAGCAGUAAACGAGAGGAAGAUUUCAGUUUGUUGAACAGACUUAUCAACUCCGAUGAUGGCACGAAAUCCGAGGGAAGAACUUCGUGUACUUUAAGACCUUUUCAGAUUGCUGGCGAUCUGUUACGUGGAAAAACAUGGGGUGAUACAAGUAUUGAUUCACAUCUAUCCAGUUCUAAACGCAGGAAGUGUGAGACCAAUGAGGAAAACUCAAAAUUAGAAACAGGAACAGACAAAACAAAAGAACGAUUUCUUGACAGACUGCUUGCAGAUUUGGAUGAAAUCAAUGAGAUUCCAUUCUUUGACCUCAACUUGUCCAGAGAAGUAGCCUUGAAUAUUUUCCAGCACCUUAGUUUGACAGAUUUAUGCAGAUGUGCACAGGUGAGCAGAAGCUGGAAGAGUAUAGCAGAAGAUGAGCAUCUUUGGUGCAAAAUUUGCCACAGAUAUGGCUAUGAAACAAGCAGUAAGACUAUAGACAGGAAAUGCUGGAAACAAAUCGCCAAGGAGUGCGUGCUUUAUGAGUUGCAUCUUAAAGAGAACUGGAGGCAAAGACUAGGGCAUUGUUAUGCAGUAGACUACAUACAUGGUGGAGUUUUAUGUUCAGCAAACACAUAUCAUACCUCGAUAGUAGCAGGGUACACCAGUGGAAAUGUGAAAUUUCAAGAUCUUUCUACUGAGAACACAUAUGUCUUUAAACCAUCAAACACAUCUCUUGUUUUGAAUGAGUCUGAAGACAUGGGCACCAUUACAAAUUACAUCACUUCUGUUGCUGUCAAUGAUACCAUAACUGUAGCAGGUUUUAACCAAGGUUAUGUAGACAUAUGGAGGAAUAGCUCAGAUAGCCACCCUGUUCAUUCUGUUCACUGUAAUGCACCAGUUAGAGCAGUUUCACUGGCCCAGGAUUCUGCUUUAGCUGCUGUCACCUAUGGAACCUUUCUCAGGCUAGAGCAGGGGGACAGCAGCGGCCAGUUCCACUGUUUGGAGCAGCUGGAUGCAGGAGAAGUUGUAUCUGGUUUACAAAUAGUCAAGAAUCACCAAACGUCCAGCCCCGCUGACCAGUACAUGGUUGUCAUGACAACCAAGGAAUCAGUUAAGAUUCAUAUUCCUGGACACGGUGCCCCUAGCUGUAUCCACUCCAUCUUUGGUGCCCCUGUCACAUGUCUGGAUGCCAUGUCCACUACUGUGGCCUGUGGAGUGACCACUGCCCUGGACUACACUACUGCUGGGAUCAGUCUGUACAGGGGGAAGAUAUAUUUGUACAGCCUUAUGACUGGUAAAGAAAUGUAUGUACUUGAAGGAGAGUGCAAUGCAGUGUCAUGCAUUGACAUGUCACAGUUUGACAUUGGUCUUUUGUGUACAGGCAGUGAUGACAGAAGAGUACGAGUAUACGACAGCCGAGCUGGUGCCAGGCAUCCAGUCCACUCCUUUAGUGGACAUGGUGCUGCGGUGACAGUGGUGCACAUGGAUGACUGGAAAGUGGUGUCAGGUGGCGCAGAGGGACUGGUGUGUAUUUGGGACCAGAGAAUGGGCAGCAAACUAUGGGAAGUACAUAACAGACACCCUGUGAGACACUGUGCAUUUACAGACAAGCACCUGGUCAGUGCACAUGUUCCUAACAACAAGUUUCCAGAGAACUAUGAGUUGGACAAUAUCUUACACAAGAGAUACAGAGGCACAGUGCAGGUUUAUGACUUCAGUGUAGAUCAGUCACCAGAGGGCGUGCCUGAUGUCUGCCUGUCAACAUAUGAUGAACCAGACAGAGCCAAGGGAACAGUAGGACUCAUGGUGCCUUAUGACAAGCUAUGACCAGACUUUAGAAAAAACUUUUUUUUUGUUAAAAUGCUUAGAUAUAUUAAAUCCCAUGAUUUUCAUAUCAGAGGCUCUGCUUAUGAUGAGCCAGUCGGAACUCAGAACAGCUCUCAAUGUCUGGAGUGUAGGGAGCCUGACCACCUCAGUAUCUAAACAAGAGAGAAAUGAGUAACCCAAGACUGCAUUCUCAGUCAAACAGUGCCUGUUAUCUCAGCAGACUGCAUGAUUACAGUUUGUUAUCAAAGGAAUCCAGGCCUCAAUUUCAAUUUCAGUAAUGGUGGGCAGGAAGUCCGUGCCAAAUAAUUGGGGUGCUGGGAUUAGAAGUCAUGAUUACACAGUCUACUGAGAUUAAUAUGCACCAAGUGAAGUUCUCACCGUCUGACUGGAUAUAUAUGCAGUAUAUAAGUCCCUUACAUACCAAGUAUGUAGAACAAAGAUGCAAGGCAUAAGCCUGUGUUUGGAAUUUUGGGAUUAUUAGCCUUUGUAGAACAUAAUACCCAGAUGAUUGAAUGAUAAAUCAAUUUGUGGAGAAAUGGGUGUGCAAAAAGUGAAGACUGACUAAUAUAAAUUUUAUCAGGAAGAAUCUCUAGAGAAAUCAUCCAUAACCUAUGGAACAGUGAAAAUAGGGGUCAGGAGUAUCAACAAGGCUCAGAUGUCAGUUUUUAAUUUUGUACUUAUUGACCAUCUUGACAAACAGUCGAGCUUUCAGUGCUUGUGAAUGUGUGAUUACAAUUUAUAGAAAUAUUAUUUAAAAAAGUUCUGUGGGUAUAAUAUGUAAUGGAAAAUUGUGUAAAGUAUUUGACUGCAACAGAACCCUUAUUACAUUCAUGUAAUACGCUGUUUCCUGUCCAAUUCCAUGAGAUAAGGCAUGGGCCAGGAGUAUCACUUAAAUGACUUGCAACGCUUCUAUUGAUGUUGACGCGGGCGUCACCAUAUGCGAUUUAAUCUGAUGAAAUCUGAUGAUUUUAAUAAAAA